AUGGCCUUUGACGACUGGAGCGAACUGAAUAAUUUCCUGAACAACGACAGAAACAAAACGGAACGUUUCCUCGGACUGCUAUUCAACAAUUCUCAGUAUAACGGUACCUUUCGCAGCCCAUCAAUAUUUCGAAAAGACAAAGUAGCAGAAAACAGCAUAUUGAUCAUCGCCUACUCCAUACUGUGUGUCAUAUCUCUCUUUGGCAAUUCUCUAGUGUGUUAUGUGAUUUUAAAAAACAAACGUUUGCACACUGCCACCAAUUUCUUCAUAGCCAAUCUAGCCAUAUCGGACCUGCUGGUGACGUGCCUGAACGUCCCAUUCAACAUCAUCCGUCACAUGAUGGACGACUGGCUGCUGGGCGACUUCUUGUGUAACCUGGUGAACUUCUCGCUGAUGGUGUCCGUGUACGUCUCCACGUACACCCUGACAGUGAUCGCCAUCGACCGGCACAGGCUCGUCCUCACGCCGCUCUCAUUCCGCAUGUCCAAACUCAGAGCGGUCUGCAUUCUAGGCUUCGUCUGGAUCGGCGCCAUUUCUCUCGCACUGCCUUAUGGGAUAUACCAGAAGGUGAAGGACGUGAACCUGAUUUACACGACGGUGAGGCGGUGUCGGACGGAAUACCCCGAGCCCAGCGAUAUGUUCGAGCAGUACCUGACGGUGUUAACCAUUAUUAUGCAAUACUGCACGCCGCUCACUCUGAUCGCCCUAGCGUACGGACGGAUAGUCCUCAGACUGUGGGCUCGGACGCACGUGGGUGCGGUCACGGCUCACCAGCAGCUGUCCCAGCAUAACGCGAAGAAGAGGAGUAUAAAACUGCUCAUCACCGUCGUGGUGGUGUUCGCCUUGUGUUGGUUGCCUUUAAACCUGUACCACCUGCUGACCGACCUUCACCCCAACACGGCCAUGUUUCACUACGACAGCACGACAUUCUUCAUCUGCCACUGGGUCGCUAUCAGCAGCACGUGCUACAACCCGUUCGUGUAUUGCUGGCUGAACGAACAGUUCCGAGAGGAGGUUAAGGCCAGGUUUCGCUGGUGUUAUCACUACACGUUAAAGGUGCACCCUCGGACGGACACAGAGGGACUUCCCGAUGACGUGCAUCCAAUCAAACGCCACAGGCUGAGAAGUAGCACGCACAGCUCGAGUCGCACGAUCAGUCUCAGAAGGGAGACAAUUCUCACCCCAGAAAAAGAGGACUUUAGUCCCAUGCAUGUGUUGAUGUACAAGUACGAGAGUGCGGCACCUCAUAACGGUAAACAGAUAGCGAGAGACGAAGCUAUAGAGUUGAUACCAAAAUACGAAAAUGGAAAAGUGGAAUUCUUCGCCAUAUAG
Molecule: messenger RNA, 1332 nt
Organism: Gigantopelta aegis
Lineage: Eukaryota; Metazoa; Mollusca; Gastropoda; Neomphalida; Peltospiridae
Product: probable G-protein coupled receptor 83
Exons: 1
Coding region: 1-1332 (443 amino acids)
Biological process (GO): G protein-coupled receptor signaling pathway
Cellular component (GO): neuron projection; plasma membrane
Molecular function (GO): neuropeptide binding; neuropeptide Y receptor activity
Source: RefSeq, a predicted model, not a curated record